AUGCCGCAAACUAAAAAAUCAAGACAAAUCGUUCGCUUUCAAAAACAUAUUUCAAGCACGCCAUUAAUCACUUCUUCUUCAUUCGUCGCCUCCAGAAGGCCACUCCCUUCUAAUACUCGAACACCACCAUUUUCUAUUAACUUUUCAAAGAAACAUCCUAUUACGAAUAAUAAUAUUAAUGGCGGUAAAUCAAAAGUCGCUAAAUACAUUAAACGGAGAAAUUCGUCGCUUCUUGAAGAAUUGGAUGCAAUAAUGAAUGACUUUUUUCCACAAUUACUGGCAUCAGUAAAUGAAAAGAAGACGAACGGGAUCUUAAAAGGAAACAAUGAUAAUAGCAAUCUGAAAGAAUGUGAUAAUGCGCCUGCUAUACAAAUAACGACGACUGAAAAUUCACAAAAAGUAGAGAAGACCGAUGGAUCUGCCUUGAAUAAGGAACUUGAAUUUACUGUACAAGUGUUGAGUAAUCUCGAUGUAAAAGAAUAA
Messenger RNA from Ambispora leptoticha, 483 nucleotides. The record is from the annotation of a GenBank genome assembly. NCBI's taxonomy places the organism in Eukaryota, Fungi, Glomeromycota, Glomeromycetes, Archaeosporales, Ambisporaceae.